CGUGUGUAUCUAUAAAUAGAGCUUCUCGUCAAUCAUUCUCAUACCAAGUGCAAAGCAAGGUUUUUAGAAGUUUUUGUCUUACAUUGUGCAAAUUAAGAUGGGAAGUUUACACAAGUAUGUUGGAGUACUUGUUGUUAUAUUUGUGUUGGUGAUAGGAACUUCUGAAUGCCGGAAAAUAAAGAGAAAACAAGAUUUUGAUGACAACUUUGGUGGCUUAGGUGCUGGUUCAGGCCAAGGUUUUGGUGGAGGUUUUGGAGGUGGUAAUGGUGGAGGUGGUGGUGGUUUUGGAGGAGGUGGGGGAGGUGGUAGUGGUGGUGGUAUAGGUGGAGGAAGUGGAAGUGGUUUUGGUGGAGGUUUUGGAAGUGGUGGUGGUGAUGGCAAUGGUGGAGGUGGUGGUGGUUUUGGGGGUGGUGGUGGAGGUGGUAAUGGUGGUGGUAGAGGUGCUGGUCAUGGUAGAGGAGUUGGCGGAGGUGCUGGUCAUGGUAGAGGAUUUGGAGGUGGAGCUGGAAGAGGUAGAGGCGGUGGUGGUGGUGGAGGUUUUGGAGGUGGAGGUGGUGGUGGAAGAGGUGUUGGAGGUGGGUCUGGCAGAGGUGCUGGUGGAGGCUUUGGAGGUGGAGCUGGUAGAGGAGGUGGGGGCUUUGGAGGUGGAGCCGGUGGAGGUUCCGGAGGAGGCGGAGGACUUGAUGGAGGUUUUGGAAGUGGCGGCGGCUUUGGAUUCGGCUUUGGAGGCGGUAUCAGUGGUGGUUUUGGAGGUGGUGCAGGUGGAGGAGGUGGUGGUGGGAAAGUUUAAAUUCAAAUAUUCUUAAUUUUAUUAUGGAAUGUAGUGUGUGUAAUUGGUUGUGGAGAGAAUGUGAAAAGAGAGAUUAAUUUGAAAAAUAAGGUGAAUUUGAAGUAUUGUUUAGAAUAAAAGUAAGAGAUGAGAAAUUGAGAAGAGAAAAUUGUUUACUGUUUUUUAAAGUUUAAACUUUUUUUUCAAAUAAAUAUAUCUUGUCGUAAAACUACUUU
Molecule: messenger RNA, 1005 nt
Organism: Vicia villosa (hairy vetch)
Lineage: Eukaryota; Viridiplantae; Streptophyta; Magnoliopsida; Fabales; Fabaceae
Product: glycine-rich cell wall structural protein 1-like
Exons: 1
Coding region: 98-790 (230 amino acids)
Source: RefSeq, a predicted model, not a curated record